Molecule: messenger RNA, 2150 nt
Organism: Manihot esculenta (cassava)
Lineage: Eukaryota; Viridiplantae; Streptophyta; Magnoliopsida; Malpighiales; Euphorbiaceae
Product: bZIP transcription factor 29
Exons: 4
Coding region: 280-1830 (516 amino acids)
Biological process (GO): regulation of DNA-templated transcription
Cellular component (GO): nucleus
Molecular function (GO): DNA-binding transcription factor activity
Source: RefSeq, a predicted model, not a curated record
AAAAUUUGAGCUUUGUUAAUUGUUGUCCCAUGUUCUGCUUCUGGACAACAACCUCGUGAACGUCCUGUGUUAUUACCGCCACAUGACCCAAUCCUUUUAUCCAACGUCUUCGUUACUUAGAUUCAUUGUCACCCCCUUUGUUUUUGUCUUUUCAAAUCACUGUAUUGAUUCAAGCAGAGAUUUUGUAGGGUUUCUAUUCAUCACCUAUCAUCUUUAGUACAAGUGGAAAAGUGGGUUGCUGCUUUUUGAGCUCCAGAGGUUUUCUCCUGUCGAGUUGGAAUGGAGGGUGGCAAUGGCAAUGAAAGAAGUGGUGAUAUGCAAAUAUUUCAGUCUCCAUUUAGUGCUAUUGGUGUUUCUCAAAUGGGUGGCUCUACUAUGCGUCAAUCUUCGCCUAGUCUUGGUCCUGAUACCAGCAAGAGAAUCGGUGUUCCUCCUUCUCACCCAAAUAAUCCACAGAUUAUGGCCACUCGUUCAGGUUCGCAGAAUUUGAACCGAGGGCCGUCCCAUUCGAGGUCCUUGUCUCAAUCGGCUGUGUUUUCUCUUGAUUGCUUGCCUCCAUUGAGUCCUUUGCCUUGUCUGUCAUCUGGGUCCAAUCAAUCUCCCCCUGCUUUUACUGAUAUUUCAAUGGAAGAUAGAGGUGCUGGGGGUUCUCAUGGAAUACUAUUGAUUCCUUCUCCAGUUACCGGAACUAAUGAUUUACGGGUCAACGAGAGUUUGCCUCCUUGCAGAGGACAUAGGCGGUCAAUGAGUGAUAGUGUCCCUUUAGGAUUCUCUGCGAUUAUCCAGUCUUCCCCUCAGCUGAUACCCAUUGGGAAUCGAGGAGCUUUGGACCGUUCCGGUUGUGGAAGGGAAAAUUCAGGGGUGGAAAAAUCGAGCGAUUUGGUGAAACGAGAAUCGGAGUGGAGUAGGAAUGGAAAUAGCAAUAUAGAUGGGAAAUUUGAGGGAGUGGUUGUGGAUGACUUGUUAAAUGCUUGCAUUAAUUUUGAUAAUAUGGAGACAUUGAACUCUUCUGGGACUGAGGAUAAGGAUUUGGAUAGCAGAGCAAGUGGCACAAAGACAAAUGGAGCUGAAAGCAGUGAUAAUGAAGUUGAAAGUAGAGUAAAAGAAGGGCUCAAGAGAAGUGCUGAUGGAGAUAUUGCAAGGUCUUCUCGUCAUUAUAGAAGUGUUUCAAUGGAUAGCUACAUGGAAAAUUUGCAGUUUGAUAUUGAGUCUCUGAAAUUUCCUCCCAUUGGUUCUGCUACAAACUCAAUGGAUGGGAAGCUGGCCAAGUUCAAUAUGGAGUUUGGAAAUGCUGAAUUCAAUGAAGAAGAGCUCAAAAAGAUUAUGGCAAACGAGAAACUUACAGAGAUUGCAAUGGUUGACCCCAAGCGUGCCAAAAGGAUUUUAGCCAAUCGUCUGUCAGCUGCCCGCUCCAAGGAGCGGAAAAUGCGAUACAUUUCAGAAUUAGAGCACAAGGUGCAGACUUUGCAGACAGAAGCAACCAAGUUGUCUGCCCAGGUUACAGUAUUACAGCGAGAUUCUGCAGCUCUUACAAGCCAGAACAAUGAAUUGAAAUUCUGUCUCCAGGCAAUGGAACAACAAGCCAAACUCAAAGAUGCUUUGAACGAAGCAUUAGCUGCAGAGGUUCAACACCUACGCCUCGCUGCUGCAGAGCUCAGGGGAGAUGCCCAUCAGCAGCUUUCCAUUAAUCAUCAGAUGUUAAAGUUGCAGCUUCAAGAACCCACUCAGCUCAACAGCUAUCGUUUUCAACAAGAACAGCAGAAAGAAUUGCAGCAACUGAGACAGCAACAUCAGCAUAAUCCUCUGCAAUCUCAACAGCAGAAGAGUUAGGCUGCUUAACCAUUGGAUGUUUGCUCAUUCUAAUUGCAGAUUGUCUGAUCCUGAUCCAUUAGCUCUUCUUCUUCUUCUUCUUCUUCUGUUUUUUUUUGUCCUUGUGGGGAAAAUUUUGUUACAUUGGGCUUCCUUCUCUGUUUAUUCUGGAACCCACUUCCACUACAGAGAGAUUUUUCAUAAGUGUCAUGAAUGUAAUCAAUUUCUCAAAUGAUUACCAUGUAAACUCUACCAUUACUUUGUAAUUUUACUACAGCAACAUAUUUAUAUGUUAAAAUACAUUUAACUGAAUUAUUAUGUAAAUUGUUUUAUUUUAUUAA